AUGAGUAAUACAAGAGAGUUGGACCAGUUGACCGUUUCGGAGAGGUUCCAACUUGCGCGUGAAAAAUACGAAGACAUAGCCAACAACUCAACUGUUCGUCAAGAUUCACUUGAUUAUCAACAACGUCUUCAUGAUCUCAUCACUGAAUUUGAAUUAAUUUUACAAAUCGUCCAAUCACUUUCAUUGUUUAGUGAUAAUGAGCGACUACUGGAACUCACUACCUCGUAUAUCCCCUAUUUGAACCUAUGGUUUUACUUGUCCCAAUUGCAUUCUCGACUUCAAUUAAAACAAGGCACAGUAUCGCUCGAGUUUAAACCAGAUUAUUUAUCGCUGGCUAAACUGUAUGCUAUUGAGUUUCUAACUAAUUUACAAAACUAUGGAAUUUUAGACCACGAUCAAUCACAGAGAUUAAACCUUAUUGAUAAAGGUGAGGAGAUUAUCAUGUCGCCUCAAUUGAAAAGACAAGAAAAGAUUGAUAAUUACAAGAAGGAACAACAAUUGCAUCAUCAGUUGGCAGUAUUGACUGAUUUGAAACAUGAUUUAAAUGAACGAUUUGAAGAUGAAACCUUGAAAGCAAUAUACAUCGACCAAUUGAAAUUCCACAUUUUAAAAGCAUUUGAUUCAAUAGGAUUAAUCACCGUGGAGUUGGAAGUGCUUUCAAAUAAACCUCCACCAGGUUCCUCAACAAAUUCACAGGAUGAAAAUGGUGAUAAGGAUGGCAGGUUAGCAAGUGCCACAACAACAAGUGGUGAUGAUCCGGCAGGAUUCACAACAAGAAUUGAACAACGUCCCGGUAAACAAAUAUCUGAUCUUAUUUCCAAACAAGGCAAGAUCCUUCAACCAUUUACAAUAACUUCUAAAUCGCAAUUACGCAAUCGUGUUUUUGGUACUGGCCAAGUAUUACCAUCAAUGACGGUUGAAGAAUAUUUGGAUUAUGAGUUGGCCAAUGGGAAAAUGAUGAAGGAAGAAGUUAAAGAUGUGAGUAAAGGAUCUGAUUAUGAGAGUGAUGAAGAUGAUGAAGCACAAUUGGAGAAAAGGCAGUGGGAUGAUUGGAAAGAUGCAAAUCCAAGAGGUGCAGGAAAUAUGAAGGCCAAUAUUGGAUAA
Molecule: messenger RNA, 1104 nt
Organism: Lodderomyces margitis
Lineage: Eukaryota; Fungi; Ascomycota; Pichiomycetes; Serinales; Debaryomycetaceae
Exons: 1
Coding region: 1-1104 (367 amino acids)
Biological process (GO): regulation of signal transduction; regulation of dephosphorylation
Cellular component (GO): cytosol
Molecular function (GO): protein phosphatase 2A binding
Source: RefSeq, a predicted model, not a curated record